This is a messenger RNA of Onthophagus taurus, 832 nucleotides long. RefSeq lists its product as uncharacterized. The record is from RefSeq and is a predicted model, not a curated record. Lineage: Eukaryota; Metazoa; Arthropoda; Insecta; Coleoptera; Scarabaeidae.
CUUUUAAGUAUUCCUCUCAAGUAUUCCUUUUUACUAUUCCUCUUAAAGCAAAGUGAGGAAAUUAAAGGUGUAUAAACGCGAAAAGGAAACUCUCUCGACGAGUUGCGCCCCGAAAACACUGGUUGCCUGAAACGGUCGCUGAAGUGUCGAAUCCAAAGUCAUUUUCACGCAUCCGUUCGACGACCGCGUUUUGAAUUCGCGUCCGGUCUUCGAACUAAUUCUGUAAAGGAGUAAAGAAAAUUAUUUCAUUCAACUUCCCUGUUCCAAUCGGUAUGAAAGUCCUUUUAACUCUUCUCCUUGCCUCGGGGAUUUACUGCAGAAAUCUUCGUGGUGAAAACAACCAACAGGAAUUACUCAAGAUUUCCGAUGAACUUCGUGGAGAUAAUUCUUUGGUAGACGAAAGAAAUGGUUACUCUGAAAAUUCCGUUUUUGAAGAAAAUGCAAAUAAAGACUUAACGGAAAAAUUACAUCAAUAUUACUUGUUGGUGGAAGAACGAAUUAAUCUAAAUCCGGAUCAAAAAUUGUCACCGCUAGACAAGGCUGUUUAUUUAUUCGUGAAGACGAUGAAGCAGCGCAACAAGAGGCAAAACAAAAAGAUGAAAUAUCUCACGUUCUGUCACUUCAAGAUUUGCAACAUCGGUGGAAAACGGGCCGCCCGCUAUGUGCACAUGUCGAAACCAGCCUACGAAGACAGCGUACCUACGUAAAAAUAUGCGCGAUAUCUACACGAAACCUACGAGUGAGAUCAGGAGAAAGUAAUAAUGUGAUUUGAUUUUUUUUUUUGAACAACUAUUCAUUUUUGGUUAUAUUUACUUUUGCGAAAAAACCUUAA